Pelmatolapia mariae (spotted tilapia) is the source of this 4594-nucleotide messenger RNA. Its product is annotated as calponin homology domain-containing protein DDB_G0272472-like. Gene Ontology annotation, biological process: regulated exocytosis. Bases 126 to 4019 code for a protein of 1297 amino acids. The transcript is spliced from 6 exons. Gene Ontology annotation, cellular component: intracellular membrane-bounded organelle. Lineage: Eukaryota; Metazoa; Chordata; Actinopteri; Cichliformes; Cichlidae. The record is from RefSeq and is a predicted model, not a curated record. Gene Ontology annotation, molecular function: small GTPase binding.
GCGAGCCUCAGGAGGAAAAAAAAACUUUCCCUCGCUUCUGUGCGGUUUCUUGGUGAGCCGAUGGUAGCCACCACUGUGUUUUGUUUUGGAGGAUUAAAUUUUUAACGACUCUGAGCUGUGUCAGCAUGUCCUUGACGGAUCAGCAGUGGUGUCCCACAAGCGUCCAGGUAACGGUACUCCAAGCCAGGAGCCUUAGGAUAAAGGGGAAAAGUGGCACCAACGAUGCGUACGCGGUCAUACAAGUGGGCAAAGAGAAGUACCAGACUUCAGUGGUGGAGAAAUGCGUGGCUCCGGUGUGGAAGGAGGAGGCCUCUUUCGACCUCCCGCAGCUGAACCAGGGAGGAGGAGGCAGCACGCUGCACGUCCACGUCCUUCACCGGGCUCUGGUGGGCCCGGACAAACUGCUGGGACAGGCGGUCAUUAAUCUGUCACAGCUCAGUGAGGACAAAACACGCAACAAAACCGAAUGGUUUAAACUUCUUGAUAAGACUGGUAAGCCAGACAAAGACAGAGGAGAGGUGCUUCUGGAUAUCCAGUUCAUGAGAAACAACAUGACUGCCAGCAUGUUCGACCUUUCUGCUGCUGGCAAAUCUCGGUCUCGUCUGGGCAAGUUCAAGGACAAAGUUCGUGGCAAGAAAAAGGAGUCAGAUUCUGUGACCAGCGUGGCGCCGUCCUUCAGUCAGGUCCUGACGGACAGCGAGGAGGAGGGCAACGGGGAUGGUGAAGCGGCGACGGGCAAGGAUGGAAAACAUAAGAAACACAAGAUUAAGUCUUUGUUUUCUCCAAAGUCCAACUUGCAGAAGAGCAUGUCUCAGUCUAUGUCUGUUCUGCCUGGGAAGAACUCCACGCUCACCGGCAGUCAAUCAUCUGGUCUGAAUGUCGAUUCCUCAGAGGGUAAAAAGAAAUUCAAGUUCAUGAUACAUAAACGCUCAGGCAGCUCAGGCAGCAAGGAUUCCUCAUCUGGUCGUGAAAAACAGGUUUCUGUAGAACAGAGUAAUUUAUGCAUCAAUGGCAGUCACGUAUACUGUGAGGAGCCGCCACCUCGGACUUCUCGCAUCAGCUCAAACUUCAGUCUGGCCAGUUCAGGUCAUGGAUCAAUGGAGGAUGUCCCUGAAAACUCUCCACCACCUGAGCAAGAAAAGGCAGCGAGGCAGUGUUCACCUUGGGAAGAGGAGGAGGAGGAGGAGGAGGAGGAGGAAGACACUCCUGAAGUUGAAAACAUUAAAGCGAAUGUGAGUGAAUCAAAAAGGACUAUAAUAGAGGAGGAGAGGAAAGAAGAGAAGGUUAAGAGGCAACAAGAGAGGCUUGAAAGUUUAGCUGAGGACAGAGAAAAACAAGAGGAAGAGGAGACAAGGAGUAAAGAAGAGGAAAAGAUUAGAAGUGAGGAAGAAAAGAGAAGACAAGAGCAAGAGGAAAGGGUUAGGAUGGAAGAAGAGCGUGAAAGAUUGGCAGAGGAAAAGAGAAUGCAAGUUCUAGAGAGAAGGAAAAUGGAGGAGGAAGAAAAGAAGAAAAGAGACGAAGAGGAAAGGAUUAGAAUUGAGGCAGAGAAGAAGAGGUUAGAAGAAGAGGAAAGGGUUAAGAUGGAAGAGAGAAGGCAAGAAGAGCAAAAACUGGCAGAGGAAAAGAGACUUGAGGAAGAGAUGAGGGCACAGGAAGAGAGGAGAAGGCAAGAAGAAGAGGCAAAAAUAGCUGAGGAAAAGAGAUUGAAGGAAGUAGAGAGAAGGAAACUUGAGGAGGAAAGAAGAAGGCAAAGAGAUGAAGAGGAAAGGAUUAGAACUGAGGAAGAGAAGAAGAGACUAGAAGAGGAGAGGGUUAAGAUGGAGGAAAAGAGAAGGCAAGAAGAGCAAAAACUGGCAGAGGAAAAGAGACUUGAGGAAGAGAAGAGGGCACAAGAAGAGAGGAGAAGGCUAGAAGAGGCAAAAAUAGCUGAGGAAGAAGAGAGGAUUAGAAAGGAAAACGAGGAGAAGGAGGAAGAGAGGAGACGAAAAGAGGAGGAGGAGCUGCUGAGAAAACUAGAAGAAGAGCAAGAGAAAAAAAGGAUACAGUUGGAGCAGGAAAGGAAGCAGAGGGAGGAAGAAGAGAGGGUUAGGAAAGAGGAAGAGAAGAAAAGGCAAGAAGAGGAGGAACGGGCUAAGAAAGAAAGGGAAGAACAUGAGAGAUUAGAGGAGGAGAGGAAACGGAUUGAGGCAGAGGAGAAAAUUAGACAGCAAGAAAGGAUCAGGAUGGAAGAAGAGGAAAAAAGGAGACUAGAAGAACAAGAAAAUCAAAGAGCUGAAGAGGAAAGACUUAGGAAAGAGGAGGAGAAGAGACAGGAGGAUGAGGAGAGGGCUAGGAAGCAAAGAGAAGAAUAUGAAAGACUGUUAGAGGAAAAAAUGCAACAAGAAGAACAAAGAAGACUUGAGGAAGAGGAAAGAAUUAGAAGGGAAGAAGAGGAAAGGGUUAAGAUGGAGGAAGAGAUGAAGAGGAGAAAAGAGGAAGAAGAAGAGAUGGCUAGAAAGGAAAAGGAAGAAAUGGAGAGGCUGGAGGAAGAGAGAAGACUGCAGGAACAAGAAAAGUGGAGGAUUGAGGAAGAGGAGAGGAUUAGGAGAGAGAAGAAGGAAGAGGAGGCAAGGAAGCUGGAGAAGUUGAGGAAUGCAGAAGAGCAAGAGAAGAGGGGAAACAAAACAACAGAUGAAGUUAGGGCUGCAGGGAAGAAACCCAAAGUGAGCAGUCCUGCAGUCACUUCCACUAAUCCUUUUGAUGAAACCUUCUCUUCCAACCCCUUUGAGGAGAUUCCCGAGUCCCUCGACAGCAGCACAGCAGAAGAGCCAACGGUUCAGCAACGGUGUCACUCUGCCGUGUCAUCGGUGAGAAGUAAGACCGGUUCCGUGGAUGAAAAGGACCUGAUUAGUAUUCAACGAGAGAAGCGACCAGCUCCUCAGCCGCCAGUAAGGAGUCAAGCUGGCAAGCAACCUCACAGGGAGCAGGAUGUGCCGGCACGACAUCUGGCACAAAUUAACAAGCAAAGCAAAGACAAAGAUGUCAAAACUGUCAGUGUUCCCCCACAGCGCUCGGUGCAAAUGAUCGCUCCGCUGUGUAGGUCUCCCACAGAUUCAAAGAACUCCCAGAGCCUGACGCAAAGCAAUAACGCUAAUGGAACAACAAACGAAGCCAAACACAGCAAACGUCCUGCGCCGUCCGUACCGCCUCCUGUGGGAGAAAAGCAGUCAUCAGAACCAAAAACGAGCUCUAAUCUAGACGGCGCAGAGACCAAACAAGUUAAAGUUGUUUGUGGCUUAAAUCCUUUUGAGGAUGAUGAAGAUGAAAGUGAGCUCACAGCUCAAGAUGACACAGCAUCCUCUAGUAAUACUGGUUCAAUACACUGGCCUCCAGCUGUGUCACAAAGUGGAGAUAAAGAUGCUGCCUCUCAACCAAAAAUCAAAUCCUCAAAGAUGGCCCACGCUCCCCCACCUCCUGCAAAGAAUGACAUCAGCUCGAACACUUUAACGAACCCGGGCACGGAAAGAAGCCAUGCUACAGGUGAUCGAAGUGCAGCUGCGCCCGAUAACGAUGCACUCCAAGCAUGCGACCCAUAUUAUGAGUCCACAAGUCCUGGGUAUGUCCCAGUGAGUCCACUCCAAGAGUCCCAGUCCCUUAAAGUCCAGAAUAUAGUGGAGACAGGUGUGAAGAAAGACGGGGCCCCUACACCUUCACGCAGGCUUCAGCCGGUAAGACCUCUUAAUCCUCUCGAGCAGCAGGGUGCCUCAGUUGUUCAAGGGGAAAAUGAAAACAAAUCCACAGGAAUCCCCAGUGGACUUCAGGACAAAACAAUGGUGGAUGACGGUGGGAUGAAACGGCCUUACUCCCAGCUGACCCGGGAGGAACUGAUCUCUCUGAUCUUGAAACAGGAGAACCAGCUCUCGGAGAGAGAUGAUAAGAUAUCGGAGCUGGAGCAGUACAUUGAUAAUUUACUUGUGCGAGUCAUAGAAGAGAAGCCAAGUAUCCUCAUGUCCUUGACCGCUAUGAAGAAAGCUGCUUAGGUAGCUUUGCAGGCGUCACUGUAUUCUUGCUGCACUUAAUCAGACCUGUUUAUUCACAGCUCGUCCACAUUAGAAAUAUCACUUUAUAGAUGUAUUGGUUACGUUUAUGCAACUGGAAUACUUUUGCUGUAAAGUAUGGAGGAACACUUUAGAUUUCAAAUAUUUCAUCACCCAAUAAAAUUAAUGAUUUGAGGGAAAGAAAAUCCUUUAAAUAUUUAGCUCUCUCAGCUAAAGGAUUCAGUUUGGAAAGACGCUGUAGUUUUUAGAUGAUCGAUACAUUUAGACAUUUGUUUCAUGUGAGAGUUUAAAGGAUAUCUUGUAUAUAUUUGGUCAUGCCUUUCAUCUUUCUUCUGGAAAUAACUUUGAUAAAUGUGUCAUCCUGCCAGCAUAGCAGACUUGUUGCAUUUCAUGGCGAAACUCCAGUUGAUUUCUCUCUGUAGAGCUUACUGUCAAAGUUUACUGCUAAUCCCCAUGUGCACUUUAAGUAGCUCACACUAUUAACUGUUAAGACACUGAACACUGUACUGAGUAUUUUUACUGCUUAAAUAAAUUUGAAAAAUAAAAUAAAACCAUGA